AGAACUAAAAUAGUUGUUACUGUGUAUUUCUGCUUUCAGUUCAGUGUUUUUUUGGUGCUGUUUACUGGCAGCACUUGCAGCAUCACAUCCUGUCACGUACACAAGAAAAACAUCCUCAUCUAGUCACAUGACAAUUGUCUUUUCACUGGCACUCCUUGAUCAUUAACACACACAGUAUGUGCUUCUUUCUCUGUUGAGUAGUGAGCAAACCCUUACUGUGAUGUUCCAGUUGAACAAACUGACCUUCACAAAGGCAGCAGCUUCACUGUUUUGUUUUACAUGACAUCAUCGAAGAAAUCUAAGGAGUGGUAGAUUGAAUCAGGGGCAGGGCUUCAUUUCUUUUCUUUCGGUUUCACUUACUCCUUACUUACAAUGGAGACUGAACGGCAGAAGCAGAGAAAAGAAGAGUUUCUGAAACAGCAAGAAUUUUUCAGAACAAAUGCUGUCUUGAUUAUCAAUGAAAUGGUGAAAAUGCGUAAAGAGGAAAUAGAGAGGACAGAAGCUCCUUCUCCAGCAUCUCCUUUAGUGGAUGAGUUUCUUCACAGCAUCUUCUUUUUGGGAAAAAUCAACAAUCCAGAAUUUUCCCCAGAAUGUAUUCUGGAUGAUGACGACAUACUGUUGAAGGAGUUGAAGGACAACUACCCUCAGCCUUUUGUUCUCUGUUCUUCUCAAGUACCCAAGCGGAGUCCAAUGUCAUAUGUGCUCAACAUGAUUGUCAAUCUGAUGGGACAAGAGAAUGAAGACACAAUAAUAAAAAGGCUGUGUGAGUUCACCAUUAAACUGAAGCCGGGUAAAACAAAGCAUCUGGUCUCCUCCACCGUCUGUGUCUCCCAGAAAAAUUCAGACAGGUACUAUGGAGUCUCCAUGUCCACUUCUGGGCCUAUUCCUGGGCGAAUCAUGAUUGCUGCGUCUUGUCUUAGCACCUGGGACAGUAAUGUCGCUGGUGCAGUGAUGACCUACUAUCCAGAGAAUAAAGAGAAGACAAAGAAGACAUAUUUUGAUGGAACCAUUAAACUUCCAGAGGAGGUCAGGUGUCAGGCGUUUAGCUUAAGUCAUCGAAAAGAAAUGCCUCCUUGCAGAUCAUGUGGGAAUUUGUUUGGUUUGACAACAAGUGAAAAUAGGGAGUGGCCCUAUGGCCACUGUGCCGAAGCUGAAAGUUUGAGCAACUUUUUUAAAAAGAAGGACGAAGUGAGAGAGCAAGCACAGCCAGAAUCAGAUGAGAACAGGAAAAUGGCUACAGAGAGUGUCUUGAAAGAACUUAUAAAACUUCUGAAUAUGCAGAAAUUUAAAUGGGAUAGACAUUUCUACACCCUACAAGUUUGAUCUUUGGGGAGUUCUUACGGUCCAUUAUUAUAAAGUGACAAAAUCAUUCUUAGUAAGAUAUGAAUGCAUUCAUGGCAGAAUCACAAAGCCAGAUGUCUGUUAACUGUUUGAAUGAAGCAGGCAGAAGAUGCAAAUGUUGAUGUAUUGAUCAUGUUAUUCACAAUAAAUUAUGGUGGUGUAAA
Molecule: messenger RNA, 1505 nt
Organism: Micropterus dolomieu (smallmouth bass)
Lineage: Eukaryota; Metazoa; Chordata; Actinopteri; Centrarchiformes; Centrarchidae
Exons: 5
Coding region: 373-1323 (316 amino acids)
Source: RefSeq, a predicted model, not a curated record